AAUAAUUGACAAUAGAAUGAAUCACCCUCUCAAGUACACACCAAUCAGCACUAUAUAUAAUGAGUCAUUCAUGCCCUUAAUUCACCAAACCAUCCUAUCUCACUACAAGUUUCUUUUCCUUUCCUCAUCAGAGUAAACACUAUGGACAAUAUGUGUCGAUUAAAAUUCCAAAAUAUAUCAACACUGACUCAAGGGAUGAAAACUCAUUCAAAUCUAAUGAAAUUUACACAAAUAUUCAUUUCACUAUCUGUGUUUUCCUUCAUUUGUUCACCUUCUUCCUUGUUUGUUAUCCUUCACUACUUUAAAUUAUAUUUCUCUACUUUUCCUUCUCAACUCUACACUCACAAUAUAGACAAGAACAACAUGUUCCUCCUUUGCAAUGGUCUCCUAGUUUUCGUUGGUUUAACUAAAUCUUUCUCCAACUCUUCUAGUGAUGAUGAUGAUAAACCUUCCAAUAUUGAAGAAAAAGAAGAAGAAAUUUGUUCACGGUCUCAUGUUCUUGAUGUUGAGGUGAAUGAGCCAUUGUUGGAGAGAGAAGUUGAGAUGAGAACUAAUGAAGCAGAUGAACACAAUGCUGCAGUAGAGGAAAAAGAAGUACAAGAAAAGGUUGAAAAGAUAAUAUUUAUAGAGGAAGAACAAGAAGAGAUGAAGGAUGUAGAAGAAGAAGUUGAACUAUUUGAUGCAGAUGAUGAAGACGGAGAUAAAGGGUCGGAAAUUGAUUACAUUCUAAUUGAAGAAAACAACAUAGAAGAAGAGGAGCAUGAAGAAGAAGAAGAAGAAGAAGAAAGUAGUGUGUUAAGUACAGAAGAGUUAAACAAAAAAUUCGAAGAUUUCAUUAGAAAGAUGAAAGAAGAUCUAAGAAUUGAUGCUAGACGGCAUUUAGUCAUGGUUUGAUUUAAGUAAACAGCAACCAUGAUCUUCUUUCUUUUGAUCAUGCUAUUUUAGAUGUAUGCAUCCAUUAAAUUUUGCAAAGAUUUCCCCAUAUUAACAAAGAGCAAGUUUACAUGCCAAAUUUCUUUUUUAA
This is a messenger RNA of Medicago truncatula (barrel medic), 1024 nucleotides long. RefSeq names its product glutamic acid-rich protein. The transcript has a single exon. The record is from RefSeq and is a predicted model, not a curated record. Bases 142 to 894 code for a protein of 250 amino acids. NCBI's taxonomy places the organism in Eukaryota, Viridiplantae, Streptophyta, Magnoliopsida, Fabales, Fabaceae.